Molecule: messenger RNA, 2597 nt
Organism: Anguilla anguilla (European eel)
Lineage: Eukaryota; Metazoa; Chordata; Actinopteri; Anguilliformes; Anguillidae
Gene: mfsd12b
Product: major facilitator superfamily domain containing 12b
Exons: 11
Coding region: 743-2206 (487 amino acids)
Biological process (GO): carbohydrate transport
Cellular component (GO): membrane
Molecular function (GO): symporter activity
Source: RefSeq, a predicted model, not a curated record
AAAGUUGAAUUGACACUGGACAUUUAACCGAUUGCGUUUUUCCAUUUGCCGACAACACUUGAAAGUCGUGUCGACCAAGUGAGAUUCGAGUGAACGGCACCAUCAACAUUGUGCCCUGUUUAUGCACUUUUAAUCAAUGAACUCGGCUAUAUAGGCUAGUAAAACAGUCUACCUCGCAGGUGAUGUGUUUGUUGACAUCGCCUAUUCUUACAGGUAAGACUGGAUGCGUGGAUUUUGUUACAGUGCGAGGUGAGGUGAGACGAAAGACGGAAAGGUGGGCUGGCCUUAGUGGGGCUGGGUUUUGUUCUCAUGUUGGCGGUUAGGCAGGUUGCUCACCUUUGACAACGAUAACCACGCCUUGCGUUGUAGCUAUGCCUUUGAGAGACGCUUCGCUCUCGUUUCUCGCAUUUACUUUCCGUUUCCGCGGAACCCGUAAGCUAAAUCUGAGAAUGAGAUCGCCAGGGUGCACUCCAGGCCACAUCGCUGCCGGUGGUGAACUCACUCGCAUUCAAAACUGCUGCUGUCUUGCGAACAUCGGUUUUGAAUUGAAUCCAAGUUUGUCUUAACCAUGGUUAAUGGUUAUUUGACCAGGGAAGCGGACAGGUGAACGGGCAACAUCGUCAACCGUGGGCUACGUGGACAGACAAAAGCACCUGUUCUAGGUCCCUUCACGAAUUGUGUAGGCUACAGUAGGCUACAACCGUAAAACACGCGGGCGCGGUUCAAGGCCAAUUUAUUAACCAUGUCGGACGAACGGCUUUCACUGCCGAUUUUAAGGCGCCUAAGUUAUGCGGUCGGACACUUUUUGAACGAUCUUUGCGCAUCUAUGUGGUUUACCUAUUUUUUAGUGUACUACCAUUCCGUGCUUGGAUUUCGGAGCACCUACACGGGCCUUCUACUUCUUACCGGGCAGAUAGCGGACGGUGUCUGCUCUCCCCUACUCGGUCACGAGUCGGACCGGACCCAAGGCUGUGGCACGUACGGAAAAAGAAAGACCUGGCAUCUAUUUGGAACGGUCUGCGUGCUCAUUUCCUUCCCCUUCACCUUUAACCCGUGUGUGGGCUGUGGCGAGGACACGCCCCAGUGGGCGGAGCUUCUCUACCUCAUCCCCUUCGUCAUCGUCUCCCAGUUCGGCUGGGCCACCGCCCAGAUCUCCCACCUGUCACUCAUCCCCGAGCUGGUCUCCUCUGAGCAUGCUAAAGCGGAGCUGACUGCAUACAGGCAUGCCUUCGCUGUCAUGGCUAACAUCACAGUGUACGCUUCUGCCUGGCUGCUCUUUCACUUUGAAAGUGGGCGGGACGGCACGUCCAUCACAGAUGGCCUGGGCCAAUCGGAUAUCCCCAUAUUCAGGAACCUGCUCCUCGUUGUCAUGGGGAUUGGAGGCGUGUCCUCCCUGCUCUUCCACCUGGGCACUCGGGAGAGGAGCCAGGUGCCGGAGGAGACGGAUUCUGCCGAUGAGGAACGCCAGCCUUUCGUCAUCAGCUCGCAACAGAGCGCCGCGCCCAGGUCCCCGCUGCACUGGAAGCACUGGCUGAGAGAACCUGCUUUUUACCAGGUCACCUUCCUGCACCUGUGCACCAGACUGAUAGUCAACCUGUCCCAGAUCUACAUCCCCAUGUACCUCAUCAACUCCCUGCAGCUGCCCAAGACGUACAUCGCCUCGGUCCCCCUGCUGAUGUGUGUCAGCGGGUUCCUCUCCUCCUCGCUGAUGAAACCGCUCAGCAAACCGAUCGGCACAGACAUGACCUAUUUUGUAGGCCUCCUGCUCGUCAAUGGAUUUUCCUACUGGAUCUUGAUGUCCCGGGAGAUUGGCCCGGUCAUCUAUGGGCCUGCGGUGCUCCUGGGGUCCGGGUCAGCCAUCAUUCUGAUGACGUCAUUGUCCAUGACUGCCAAGCUCAUCGGUGAUCAAACGAGUGGGGCCUUUGUGUACGGGGCGAUGGGCUUCGUGGACAAGGUGGGCAGCGGGGUCGGCGUGAUCAUCAUCCAAAGCCUGCAGCCCUGCCAUGUGGCGGGGUGCUGUUCAGACUGUGUGCGGUACUACCAUGAUGUCAUCGGGAUUGUCACGGGGGGCGUGGCAGUCGCAGCUGCUCUCGCCCUCUGCUCCAUUGUUGUCUGUCCAAUCAGGAUUCGCCAUCACCCUGAGGAGAAUCUGGUAAACUGUGGAAAAGCUGAUCUUAAACAGACCUGCACUCCGUAUCUGGCCUGAAAGGGGGACGGACGGAAGGACGGACGGACGGACGACGACGACGAUUUCGACAUGGCGUACUUCUCGAACCGUGGGGGCUGCUGUCAUCCGAGAUUCGGAGAGCCAAUCGCGCGCUGGCCCGGCUGACGGACCGGCGGAAAAAACCAGCGCCAAGUCUCGCUCGCUCCCAGCGUGCCAGCGCAUCGCCAGCGACCGAGGCAAAAAACUGGCCCUUAAAACACCGUGAGCCCGAGCUGUAGACAGCAUUACCAGCCGUCCUCUGCAGAGGCCGCUACGUCCACGAUGCUCUGCGUAGCGUAGCACAGCGGGUAAGGAACUGGGCUUGUAACCGAAAGGUCGCAGGUUCGAUUCCCGGGUAAAGACACUGCCGUUGUACCCUUGAGCAAGGUAC